This is a messenger RNA of Microtus ochrogaster (prairie vole), 1328 nucleotides long. RefSeq names its product D-aspartate oxidase (gene Ddo). Gene Ontology annotation, molecular function: D-aspartate oxidase activity; FAD binding. The record is from RefSeq and is a predicted model, not a curated record. Gene Ontology annotation, cellular component: cytoplasm. NCBI's taxonomy places the organism in Eukaryota, Metazoa, Chordata, Mammalia, Rodentia, Cricetidae. Gene Ontology annotation, biological process: L-aspartate catabolic process; D-amino acid catabolic process.
CUUAGGAAACCAGGCUAACUGGUCACUGGAAAACAAGUGUUGGUGCCAGGGCCUCCGGGAGAUACAAGGCAGCCUUCUCAGAGGCCAUGGAGACCGUGCGCAUCGCAGUCGUCGGCGCUGGUGUGAUAGGACUGUCAACUGCUGUGUGCAUAUCCCAGAUGGUCCCCGGAUGUUCCAUUACCGUCAUCUCAGACAAAUUCUCUCCCGAUACCACCAGCAAUGUAGCAGCUGGAAUACUUAUUCCUCACACGUAUCCAGACACGCCUGUGCCCGCGCAGAAGCAGUGGUUUACAGAGACCUUCCAGCACCUGUCCACAAUUGCCAAGUCUGCAGAAGCCGCAGAUGCGGGCGUUCACCUGGUGUCUGGGUGGCAGGUAUUUCGGAGUGUCCCCACUGAAGAGAUGCCUUUCUGGGCUGAUGUCGUUCUGGGAUUUCGAAAGAUGACCCAGGCGGAGCUGAAGCAAUUCCCUCAGUAUGAAUUUGGUCAGGCUUUUACAACCCUGAAGUGUGAGACCGCUGCCUACCUCCCAUGGCUGGAGAAAAGGUUAAAGGAAAGCGGCGGUCUGCUACUCACCAGGAGAAUAGAAGACUUGUGGGAGCUGCAACCAUCCUUUGACAUCGUGGUCAACUGCUCAGGCCUGGGAAGCCGACAGCUUGUGGGAGACUCCAUGAUUUCCCCUGUAAGGGGCCAAGUGCUCCAGGCACAGGCCCCCUGGGUGAAGAAUUUCAUCCGAGAUGGGAGUGGCCUGACAUACAUCUACCCUGGUACAUCCUACGUAACCCUGGGAGGAACCAGACACAAAGGAGACUGGAAUCUAUCCCCAGAUGCGGAACUUAGCAGAGAGAUUUUUUCUCGAUGCUGUGCUCUUGAGCCCUCCCUCCACAGAGCCCGCAACCUAAGAGAGAAAGUGGGCCUGAGGCCCAGCCGGCCUGGUGUGCGUCUGCAGAAGGAGAUCCUAGUUCGAGGGGGACAGAGGCUCCUUGUGGUCCACAACUAUGGCCACGGGAGUGGGGGCAUCUCAGUGCACUGGGGCUCGGCUCUGGAAGCCACCAGGCUGGUGAUGGAUUGGAUCCGGACCCUCAGGACCCCAGCUCCUGUGUCAAAGCUGUAACUGACACCAGGUGUAGCGAAUGACCCCAGGUGAUGCUGGUCAGCACAGUUCAGGGUUCAUGAUGGGGCCUCGUAAUGUCUUCCUGGCUGGCAAGUUGACUCUGAUCUUUGUUUUCACAAUAAGAAAUCAUACAACACAGUAGACUCAGAAAGCUUGCCACUAACGAAACUCCAUUUUGCCCAAAUAUGUGUUAUUAAAAAAAUAUGUGUUAUUAAA